AUGUCAGAAAACACCAAUGUGCCCAGAUGGCGGCGCUUUCUGGGCACCGGCGCCGGCUCUACUGUUGCCCCCCGUCAGAAUGAUGCUUACGGGCCGUCGAAAUGGAGCAUGGGAGUUUUGAACGACAAAGAGACCAUCGAGGUUCCAGGCUCUGUUCUUCUCCUUGCGUCGCAUCGCAAUGAACCGCUUGGUCUGCGAAACGUUCAUGCGAGAAACUCCCAUUCUUCUAUUCCCACUGGCUUUGCUGUCGACGAGCGGAGAGCAUCAGCCUCUUCAGCAGCCGCGGCGGCAGCAGCUGCAUCAGUUGCGGCGGAGAGCCAUCGUCCAGCCAGUUCGAGCCGUCCGGCCAGUGCGAAUGAAGGCAAGAAGAAGACAAGUGACGGCGCCAUCAUCCUGGAACCCCAACCCGAGGACUCGGGAAACGACCCUCUGAAUUGGCCGUCCUGGAAACGAGAUGCUGCUCUUUUGUCACUCGGGUUUUAUUGCAUGAUUGGUGGUGGUACCACUCCCUUGAUUGCUGCUGGCUUCACGGAUGUCGCCGAAGAGUACGACGUCGACGUGGAGAGAGUGGCUCUGACCACUGGACUUUACAUGAUGGGAAUGGGUCUUGGUUCAGUUGUGUUCUCACCAACUGCCAUUCUUUAUGGUAAGCGCCCAGUAUACUUGGCUAGCGCCGUCAUGUUCAUUGGCACAUCGCUCUGGUCUGCAUGGUCUCCAAGCUUCAGCUCUCUCCUGGCAGCCAGAGUCUUUCAAGGCUUUGCCGUCGCCCCAGUCGAAUGUCUCCCCUCAGCUACGAUCGCCGAGAUCUUUUUCCUUCAUGAGCGAGCAUACCGUAUCGGUAUCUACACCCUCCUUUUGCUUGGUGGCAAGAACAUAGUCCCUCUCGUUAGCGCAGUCAUCAUUGGUAGUCUCGGAUGGCGCUGGACCUUCUGGAUCUUGGCCAUGAUUAUUGGCUUGGGCGCUGUACUCCUCUUCUUAUUUGUCCCCGAGACAUUUUGGGACCGAACACCUCACGCAAGACCCAAGCAUCCGUCCAAGAGGCCAAGCUUCCUCCGCCGGCUCUCAUCUCGUCACCAGCAGGUUCAACGACCCGUAGAAGAAGAAAAGGUACUUGAGCCCGAGCGUGAAGAACACUCGGUUGAAGCAUCUCCUGCCCAAGACGGACGACAGUCGCCUGCUCCCUCCCAUCACUCCCACCACCAACGAGCUAGAAACCUCCAUGUGGGCUUUGCUGGGCCUGACGCUGCCGACAAAGAGACCACAGCCCCCGAAGUCGACUCUGACUCACCCAAGGCAUUGGCGAAUUCUUCGGAUAAAGACUUAGCUUCGCCUUCUGGUGCCGAUACCACAACUGGGAGCGAUUCCUUCAACAACCCAUUCAAGCUGGGCCCGAGCCUCGAGAACGAAAAGUUGGACGCUUCGGACUUGGAGGGCCCCCAGAAAGUCAAAGCAUACACGCACAACCUCCGCCAACAACCCCCGAAGUCAUUUACCCAAACUCUGAAGCCUUGGCAUGGACGACUCAACGGUGACAGUUGGCUCAAGGUUAUGAUUCGCCCCUUCGUACUCUAUGCAUACCCCGCCGUUUUGUGGUCAUCUGCCGUAUAUGCCUGCUCUGUCGGCUGGCUGAUUGUUAUCUCUGAGUCGAUUGCCAUGAUUUACCGCAACUCAGAGUCUUAUAACUUUACUGCUCUCCAGACGGGUCUGGUGUACCUCUCGCCGUUCAUCGGCGGCAUCCUGGGAACCGGUGUUGCAGGCAAGGUCAGUGACGUUAUUGUCAAGAUAAUGUCUCGUCGUAAUGGUGGUCUAUACGAGCCCGAGUUUCGUCUUGUCAUGGCCAUCCCUAUUCUGAUUACCACCUGCAUCGGCCUUAUGGGAUUUGGUUGGUCGGCCGAGGAGAAAGACCACUGGAUGGUCCCCACCUUCUUCUUCGGUGUUGUUUCGUUUGGAUGCUCGCUUGGCUCGACAACAGCCAUCACGUUCUGCGUCGACAGCUACCGUCAAUACGCAGGAGAGGCUUUGGUGACUCUCAACUUUUCAAAGAAUAUCCUGCACGGUCUUGUUUUCAGUCUCUUUGUUACCCAUUGGCUCCACGGAGAGGGUCCCAAGAUGGUCUAUAUCUGGAUUGGUGUCAUCCAGCUGGUCUUGAUGCUUUUCACGAUUCCCAUGUACAUUUAUGGCAAGAGGGCUCGCAUGUGGACUGUCCGGGCCAACUUGAUGGAGAAGUUUUGA
This is a messenger RNA of Fusarium pseudograminearum CS3096, 2232 nucleotides long. RefSeq lists its product as uncharacterized. Gene Ontology annotation, molecular function: transmembrane transporter activity. The transcript is spliced from 2 exons. The coding region runs from base 1 to 2232 and encodes 743 amino acids. Gene Ontology annotation, biological process: transmembrane transport. NCBI's taxonomy places the organism in Eukaryota, Fungi, Ascomycota, Sordariomycetes, Hypocreales, Nectriaceae. The record is from RefSeq and is a predicted model, not a curated record.